Messenger RNA from Sciurus carolinensis (gray squirrel), 944 nucleotides. RefSeq names its product homeobox C11 (gene Hoxc11). Gene Ontology annotation, molecular function: DNA-binding transcription factor activity, RNA polymerase II-specific; RNA polymerase II cis-regulatory region sequence-specific DNA binding. Gene Ontology annotation, biological process: regulation of transcription by RNA polymerase II; anatomical structure development. Gene Ontology annotation, cellular component: nucleus. Lineage: Eukaryota; Metazoa; Chordata; Mammalia; Rodentia; Sciuridae. The record is from RefSeq and is a predicted model, not a curated record.
CCUCCAUCCGGAGCCGGCAGGAGAGGAGAACGAUGUUUAACUCGGUCAACCUGGGCAACUUCUGCUCGCCGUCGCGCAAAGAGAGGGGCGCUGACUUCGGCGAGCGAGGGAGCUGCGCCUCCAACCUCUAUCUACCCAGUUGCACUUACUACGUGCCCGAGUUCUCCACGGUCUCCUCCUUCCUGCCCCAAGCCCCCUCUCGUCAGAUCUCCUAUCCCUACUCGGCCCAAGUGCCCCCGGUCCGGGAGGUCUCCUACGGCUUGGAGCCAUCCGGCAAGUGGCACCAUCGGAACAGCUACUCUUCCUGCUAUGCCGCGGCCGACGAGCUUAUGCACCGGGAGUGCCUUCCUCCUUCCACAGUCACUGAGAUCCUCAUGAAAAACGAAGGUUCCUACGGCAGCCACCACCACCCCAGCGCCCCUCAUGCUGCCCCCGCCGGUUUUUACUCUUCAGUCAACAAGAACAGCGUCCUGCCUCAAGCCUUCGACCGUUUCUUCGACAACGCCUACUGCGGUGGCGGCGACGCACCCGCGGAGCCCCCCUGCUCCGGCAAGGGCGAGGCCAAGGGGGAGCCCGAAGCGCCCCCGGCCUCGGGACUGGCGUCCCGGGCUGAGGCGGGGGCCGAGGCGGAGGCCGAGGAGGAGAACACGAAUCCCAGCUCGUCCGGUUCUGCCCACUCGGCGACCAAGGAGCCGGCCAAGGGAGCCGCCCCCAACGCCCCCCGCACCCGCAAGAAGCGCUGCCCUUAUUCGAAAUUCCAGAUUCGGGAACUGGAGCGAGAGUUUUUCUUCAACGUGUAUAUCAACAAAGAGAAGCGGCUGCAGCUGUCCCGGAUGCUGAACCUGACGGACCGACAAGUGAAAAUUUGGUUUCAGAACAGGAGGAUGAAAGAAAAAAAACUAAGCAGAGACCGGCUGCAGUAUUCGGGAAAUCCGCUGCUGUAA